Molecule: messenger RNA, 2665 nt
Organism: Toxotes jaculatrix (banded archerfish)
Lineage: Eukaryota; Metazoa; Chordata; Actinopteri; Toxotidae
Gene: ift57
Product: intraflagellar transport 57 homolog (Chlamydomonas)
Exons: 13
Coding region: 355-1602 (415 amino acids)
Biological process (GO): intraciliary transport; non-motile cilium assembly
Cellular component (GO): Golgi apparatus; centrosome; cilium
Source: RefSeq, a predicted model, not a curated record
AGUAAGACUUGGCGUCGUUGUUGAUAGUUUAGCUAACGGUGGUAUCCAGUAACUUUGGAGGAUUUUCGUACUUUAAUGUUCUUUCUGACUUCUCGACGUGAGGACGUCCUGCAGAUUGAUAAAUACAGUUGAGUUACGAGUGUGAAUCAACGUUCCAAACAUGAUUUUCUUAGCGGCUAACGUUAGCUACUUAGCUAGCUAGCGUUAGCUGUCGGUUGCCUGACAACGGAGAGAGGAAACCAAACAAAUCAAGCUAGCACAUGCUAGCUGGCUGAGAGUGUCCAAGAACUGAUUUGGUUUCGUGUUUUUAUUUUGAGAUUUAGUUGUCUGACCAUCUGCUGGUAAAGUGCAAACAUGGCGGAUGACGGUAGACGGGGAGAUGAGGAUGACCGCGGUCCCGGAGCAGCUCACCAGGUGUUUGUAGUAAUGGAGAGUUUAGUGGAAAAGCUGAAGGUGAUGAAUUAUGAGGUGGAAGUUCUGGCCAAACACAACAUGAGGAACCUGUCCAGACAUUAUUUUGUCUCCAGUCCAUAUCUGGCUUCCAACCCGGGUGAACAGUUCUACAUGUUCACCAUCAUCGCAGCGUGGCUCAUCAACGCCGCAGGGAGGCCGUUCACCGAACCUCAGGAGCACGACGAACCCAACGCCACCGUGUCCAACAUCCUGGCCGAGCUCCGGGCUUUCGGUGUUAAGGUGGACUUCCCGCCCUCCAAACUUAAAUCGGGUUCAGGCGAGUACGUCUGCUUGGUGCUGGACAGACUGGCUGAGGAGGCUCUGAGGAGGAGGGGGUUCUCCUUCAGAAGACCAAACUACCCGACAGAAACCACAGAAGAAGAGUCCGUGAUAGAGGAUGAUGCAGAGCUCACACUCAGCAAAGUCGAGGAGGAGAUGUUUGAGGAGCCUGAUGAUGAGGAGGAGAACGUGAUGGAUCUGGAGGCUCUGAAGUUACGGACGACUCACACUGAAGCAGAACCUUCCUCCAAACCAGACGAGAUUCUGGAGUCGACGGUUGAUGCAGCAGAGUGGAACCUGGAGGUGGAGCGAGUCCUGCCUCAGCUCAAAGUCACUAUCAGGACAGACAACAAGGACUGGAGGAUCCACGUGGACCAGAUGCAUCAGCACAGAGAUGGAAUCAAGUCUUCGCUCAAAGAGGCCAAGAGCCACCUGGACAAACUGCAGGAGGACGUCGGUAAGACUCUGGAGAAGGUGAGCAGCAGAGAGAAAUACAUCAACAACCAGCUUGAACAUCUGAUCCAGGAGUACCGCACCGCUCAGGCCAAACUCAGCGAGGCCAAGGAGCGAUACCACCAGGCCAGUGGAGGAGUCACCGAAAGGACCAGAGUCCUGGCUGAGAUCAGCGAGGAGCUGGAGAAGGUGAAGCAGGAGAUGGAGGAGAAAGGCAGCAGCAUGUCUGAUGGAGCUCCGGUGGUGAAGAUCAAGCAGAGUUUGACGAAGCUGAAGCAGGAAAUCGUUCAGAUGGACGUGAGGCUCGGUGUCGUCGAGCACACACUGCUGCAGGCCAAACUCAAAGAGAAGUCCAACAUGACGCGUGACAUGCACGCCACCAACAUCCCAGAGCCCGCCACUGGGCCCUUCACUUAGCCUCAGCACCCACCAGGCACCUGAGCCACAACAAAAACUCGACUCCGGUGUUUUGAACUUCUCGAGUCUCAUGAUGCUCGACCGUUCAAACUUUAAAGUACUUUCUUAGAAAAUAAGCUUUCUUUUUAUUUCAAAGACAUUCUCUCUGUAUGUGCACGGCUUCGGUCCAGCAGUAACAAUAAUAAUAACCAUCAACAUUUCAGGCUGAACAGUGGAUUGAUUUUGGUCUUUAUCUUGUUCAACACUUAUUUAUUUUGUAGCUUUAGUUUUUUAUGGAAAAAAAAAUUGUAAAUUUUUUGUCUUUAUGAACAUAAAAUAAAUAUUUUUUAUUCUAAUUAACAAAUAACUUUGAAACCUUUGAAGAAAAACUUAAUAAUAAUUUUGAAUCAUUUGAUCAAAGUAAAGGCCACCCGAUGCUGCAGAGCAGACAGAAGAAAAAUCAACCACCACAGAGAUGGUUUCAUUUUUCUGUGGAGGUUUUAGGGAAAGUCCUGUUUUCGUUUACACAUUGUCAAGUAAAUCAAGCUUACGCCGGAAGUCGUGGUACUUACCCUUCAAAAUAAACGUUGGAGACAGGAGACAAGGUGAGUUGAGAUAAUGUAAAAUAUUAUGAAGUAUAUUAGAUUUGUACUUAAUACGCAGCUUGGACGUCGUGCAUUUACUUUGAAAACCCUGGGCGGAACCUGUAUUGUCUGUGUUUUAAUUUGACAGGCGCUGGUGUUUCCUGUGUGUGGGCGAGGCUCGGUGACAGCGGCGGAGCUCCGAGCUUCUCUGGUCUGUUUGUUUUUAUUCAACACGGAGGAAAAACCAAGAAUUUACAUCUAAAGCCAAGAAAAGAAGAAGCAGAGUCCAAAAGUUUAAUCUCUCAGUCGGAAGAAGACUUUUUUUUUAAACUUCCGGAACCGAAACCAAAAGAAAAAGAGCCGGGUCCUGCUUCGUCCCUGCAGGAUGUGAGAGAACCACAGCAGAAAACACUCUGCUGAAAACUCCAGGCCACAGCCAGAUCUGAGCAGCAGCAAGUUUAAAGGUCGACAGAAGAGACUGAGCUGCAGACAAACAUGGC